Messenger RNA from Oncorhynchus masou masou (cherry salmon), 3487 nucleotides. Its product is annotated as cysteine-rich and transmembrane domain-containing protein 1-like. Gene Ontology annotation, cellular component: extracellular exosome. The coding region runs from base 204 to 623 and encodes 139 amino acids. The record is from RefSeq and is a predicted model, not a curated record. The transcript has 3 exons. NCBI's taxonomy places the organism in Eukaryota, Metazoa, Chordata, Actinopteri, Salmoniformes, Salmonidae.
CGGGGUGACGUCACGGUCCCCACACAACAGAGAGAUGCGCACUGAGUUAUAAGACGAGGCGGUUGUUCAGUGCGGUAAAAAAAAAUUGGAAGAAAAGCAAUAAGCAAUAAAGAUCCUGUCGAAUAGGUUUUUUUUAAAGAGGAGUUGGACUUUCUGUUGAAAAGGCAUAUAAUUUCUCAUAAGGUGUCUCUGUUGUCUAGCAGAUGAAUUUUGAGCAGCCUCCUCCGUACCAGGCCCCUGGUUACCCUCAGCAGGGUUACCCUCAGCAGGGUUACCCUCAGCAGGGUUACCCCCAGCAGGGUUACCCCCAGCAGGGUUACCCCGUAAACAUGGAGCAACCUGGAGGAUUCCCUCCUCAAAACCCAGGCUACCCUGCUGGUCCCGGGGGACCUCCUGGACCCUAUCCCGGCCAGGGACAAGCAGGCCCCUACCAGGAGGGCUACCCUGGACAGCCCCAGUUUGGAUGGCAAGGAGGACCACCCCCAGGACCCAUGUAUGGAGAGGCACCUAAAAACACAGUGUACGUGGUGGAGGAGAGAAGGAGAGAUGAUUCAGGAGACACGUGUCUGACUGCCUGUUGGACGGCUCUCUGCUGCUGCUGCUUGUGGGACAUGCUCACAUAACCUCUGACCCCUGACAUUUACCCUUAUCUGCUUUGACCCUUACCCUUUACCUCCUAACCCUUAACCCAUAGUUCCUCUCAUCUGUAAUAGAAAACAAGUACUGGGAGAAAUAGAACACUAUGAGUAUCUGGGAAACCAGGCCUGGUAUUUAUAGCGGACUUUGAAAAGCCCUUUGAUAAAGUACAGCCAGAAUUUAUAUGUAAAUGCCUGGACCAUUUUAAUUUUGGAGAGUCUCUUAUAAGAUGGCUUAAAGUUAUGUAUAGUAACCCCAGGUGUAUUACAUUAUCAAGAGGAGUAAAUCAAGGUUGGCCAUAAUAAAUAGAUAUGCCCAUAGUGGACAUCAAAAUGUUAGCUGUUCAAAUCAGAUCCAACAAUAAUACCAAGGGGCUAGAAAUCUAGGGCUUAAAAACAAAGGUGUCGUUGUACGCUGAUCAUUCAUGGUUUCUUUUAAAUACGCAAUUUGGAUCCCUGCACAGCCUCCUAGAGGAUGUAGAACAUGUUUCUAACCUCUGGAUUACAACCAGAAUGAUGAUAAAUGCACCAUAUUACGUAUCGGAUCACUAAAAAAGACAACUUUUACAUGACCGUGUAGUUUACCAAUAAAAUGGUCUGACGAUGUAGUGGACAUACUUAGUAUACAUAUCCCAAAAGAAAGAAAUGAUCUCAAUACAAUAUGUAUUUAUAGAAAGUUAGCCAAAUUAGAUACCAUUUUGCUACCAUGGAAAGGACGACAUCUGUUUAUUUGUGGAAAAAUUGCCCUGAUUGAAUUCUUUUGUCAUAUCCCAGUUUACCUAUUUACUUAUGGCCCUGCUUACACCUAACGACUUGUUUAUUCAAUUAUAUGAGCAAAAGAAUUCCACCUUAUUUUGAAUGGCAAGCCGGAGAAAAUUCUCUAGCAGAUAAAAAAAAAAAAAAAUGUUUAAAAAUGUUAUACUCUUCGUAAAUUAUAUCAUAAAUAGGACUGGUGGAAUUAUGUCACAUACAGUUAACAAAAUAUGGAAAUGUUACAACCAACUGAUGGCAGCAUUGUGGAAAGGGGAGUAAGGAACGUGACUGUUGGCCCUGCAUUAAAGACCAAAAUUGGUUAAAGAAAAUUGUGGUACAUAAAAAGUACAACAGUUUUUAAUUUAAGGACCCAAAAAAUUGACAGCUGCACCAUAAAGGAUGAUAAAUAGUUGGGAGAUUUUCAAUGUACUGAUUCCAUGGUACCUGGUUUAUGAACUGAUACACAAAACAACACUGGAUUCUAAACAUAAGAGUUUUUCAAUUUAAAUUAUUAUCCACAAUUCUUGCAACCAACAUAAUGUCAUAUAUAUGGGGGAUACAACCAUCCCAGCUCUGCUGUGAAGAGACAGUCAUUAGAUCACUUGUUUUGGUACUGCCCUGAUGUAGCUUGUUUUUGGUCGGAGGUUCAGGAAUGGCAAAAGAAAUCGCACCAUUUACCUGGAGCUAACUGCAAAUAGCACUGCUGGGUGACUUGAAAAGUCGUAGUCAAUUGAUCAAUAAUGUAAUAAUACUCUUAGCACAAUUUGAAACAUUUAAUUUACAAUCUGUAGGAACUGAGAAUAUAAAGUUUCCGAGCUUUUGUGAAACAUCACAGUGGAAAUCUAUAUAUAGACGGGAGGGGUUGAGUGUAGCUGAAGGCUGGGAUGCUAAUGUAAAAUAUAUUGUCCAUAAACUGUAGAUAGUAUGUAUAGGCAGGAAGUAGAAGCCUAAGUAUCGUUGUCCAUUAGUUUACUUCAAUUAGGGGAGUUGUGGUAGGGUUAGGGGAAAAUAAGAAAGUUAUCCUAACCCCUAAGGUUUAACCCCUAACCCUGACCUACCUGUUACACUGUCCCUCCAUCUGGCCUUACUUCCUGUUAGUCCACCUCAAUCCUUCUCUCUCCCCCUAACUAUCAGCCUUACCCCUUGCACUCCUGCUUUCCUUCCCAAACGUCCAGCCUGGACCCCUGUGCCUCCUGAACAAUGGUAGCAUUAUAUUGAUAACCUCUAUGCUCCUACACCUGACCUCUGACCCCUCUGUAGCAGUUUAGCUACAAUACCUUCCCUAAAUCUCAGGCACUGUACUGUAGAUAUUGCUUCUUGUGGAACACAAAUUCAGUCUCAAACACCACACACACAAUAUGCACUCAUAUGUUCUACUGUAGACACACACACACACACACACACACACACACACACACACACACACACACACACACACACACCAUGCUCUCUCUCUCUCUCGCUCUCUCUCCUGGGCACUUUAACAUCUUACCUCUGUAAGGUACUUCUCCUCCCUCCCUCCAACCUCCCACACAAACCUCUAGUCAUACCACCCCAUAUUCCCUAAACCCUAUACCACCCUAACGAAUGACUCUACACCGUAUCUGUCAUGGCUACCUAGACCAUUGGAUGCCAGUAAGCUACAGUGGCCCUUGCCAACCCCCUGCCCCUGCUGUACCAUGCUGAAGCUUGAACUGUCCUCUCCGUUAUGUUUGCACAACAGCUACUGUGGUUUCCUGUUUGUCUUAGGAUGAAUCCUAUGAGCUGGUUUCCUGUUUGUCUUAGGAUGAAUCCUAUGAGCUGGUUUCCUGUUUGUCUUAGGGUGAAUCCUAUGAGCUGGCAUCGAAUGCAUUUUGUUAAAGACGAUGACGAUGAAUAUUUUAAUGUUUGAGUACAUGUAAUAUUGUUCAAUGCUUGCAAUGUUUUUCCCUGUUUAAUUUUUACAUCCUGGAUGAAUAUGAUUUGAUUGCUAUGUUAUUUUGAAUAUUCUCAUUCCUUGAAGGAGGGAACAUGAAACAUAAAAAAGUGAAUGUUUGUUAUGUAGAUGCCUUUGCCUGACAUGAGAAUCUUGCGUUAAGAAUAAAUUAUUCCCAAAAAGA